Molecule: messenger RNA, 276 nt
Organism: Vairimorpha ceranae
Lineage: Eukaryota; Fungi; Microsporidia; Nosematidae
Exons: 1
Coding region: 1-276 (91 amino acids)
Source: RefSeq, a predicted model, not a curated record
AUGAAAGACAUAAGAGAUUCUGUUAAACCCCGUGAUAAAAGAGUUUGCUUUCUUUUUUUAAAAAAUAGAAAACUUUCUUAUAAAUGUCUUAAGUGGGUAUUUAUUCUAAUAUUUGUAGUUUUAAUUGUAUUCUCAUUUUUCGUAAAUUUACUUAGUAUAAAAGAUUAUAAGUCGAUAUUCGAUUGCAUUUUUUGGAGCAUUUUGUUUGUUUUAUCUUUAUAUGGUUAUCACAUAUCUGUUGAAUUGCUUUUUCAUUUAAAUCAAAAUGUUAAGUAA